UGCUCCUCCUCCGCAUCAUGAAUGUCAAUUAAUACCCAUCUUCCGUCUUCCAUCCUCAAUCUCCUUCCUUUGAGCUGCUCGGUGACAUUUCCACAACUCCCCCGACUAGAUAUCAGCAUCAUGGCUCGAAGAUACGACUCAAGGACAACAAUCUUCUCUCCCGAAGGCCGGUUAUACCAAGUCGAAUAUGCCCUCGAAGCCAUAUCACAUGCCGGCACCGCUUUGGGAAUAUUAGCACAAGAUGGAAUUGUACUUGCAGCAGAACGAAAAGUCACCAGCAAACUGCUGGAACAAGAUACUUCAGCAGAGAAGCUCUACAUCUUGAACGACAACAUGAUCUGCGCCGUAGCGGGAAUGACGGCCGAUGCAAAUAUCCUGAUCAAUUACGCUAGACAAGCUGCGCAACGCUUCCUACUGACCUACAACGAAGACAUCCCCUGCGAACAGCUUGUCCGUCGUCUUUGCGAUUUGAAACAAGGCUACACACAACACGGUGGUCUGCGACCGUUUGGCGUCUCCUUUAUCUACGCCGGGUGGGAUCCACAACGACAAUUCCAGUUGUACCAAAGCAAUCCCUCGGGGAACUAUGGUGGAUGGAAGGCCACGAGCGUGGGCGCCAACAACGCCAGUGCACAGUCACUCCUCAAGCAAGACUACAAGGAAGAAUGCGAUCUAAAAGAGGCGUGUGGUAUGGCUGUCAAGGUGCUGAGCAAGACGAUGGAUUCAACCAAAUUGAGCAGCGAGAAGAUCGAGUUCGCGACUGUUGGCAAAACUGCAGACGGCAAGAUUUACCACCAUCUGUGGUCUGGUGAAGAGAUCAUGGCCCUGCUUAAAGAGCACGGUCUGGCUAAAGAGGAGGAGUCAGAGAGUGGUUAGAGGCAAGUGUUGCCCGCAAGAUCUCAUUAAGAGCAUGUUUCUGCUCGGGCCAAGAGGGUUCGACAAUGCAAGUGCGGAAUGUACAAUUUUCAGAAAGGGCAAAAACAGUGGCAUAGCACCGGCGUUAACGGUAGCAGGGAAAAUCAAUCAGGAAGGACUUGUCGCCACGGACAGUCAUUCGAUCUGAAGCUGGUAUGGAUCCGACUUUGUCACCUCGAAACAUUUUGUCUCUGCAUCUUAUUCACUUGUGUCUUUGCGUUUCGGGCAUCCUUCAACACUGUUCUUGGUUUUGAUUUCGUGACGGACU
Messenger RNA from Exophiala xenobiotica, 1183 nucleotides. RefSeq lists its product as uncharacterized. Gene Ontology annotation, biological process: ubiquitin-dependent protein catabolic process. Gene Ontology annotation, cellular component: proteasome core complex, alpha-subunit complex; nucleus; cytosol. NCBI's taxonomy places the organism in Eukaryota, Fungi, Ascomycota, Eurotiomycetes, Chaetothyriales, Herpotrichiellaceae. Bases 22 to 876 code for a protein of 284 amino acids. The transcript has 4 exons. The record is from RefSeq and is a predicted model, not a curated record.